This is a messenger RNA of Plasmodium falciparum 3D7, 1155 nucleotides long. RefSeq lists its product as uncharacterized. The record is from RefSeq and is a predicted model, not a curated record. NCBI's taxonomy places the organism in Eukaryota, Apicomplexa, Aconoidasida, Haemosporida, Plasmodiidae.
AUGAUUACUUCCAUUAAUGUUAUCCACGAAUUACUAACGACAAUUUAUUGCCGCAUUUUUUCAAGAAAGAGAAAGGACAUAUAUAAAUAUGAUGUACUGUUAUAUUUACAAGACUAUUAUUAUUUUGAUGUAAUAAAAAGAGUGAGUGAUGAUAUAAAAGAACUGGAUGAUGAUUCUAUAACAAUUGAAAUCAAUAGUAAUGAAUAUGAAGUUAUAUUGAAUGGAGAUAAGAGUUCCUCUUUUUUUAAUCAUACUUUUGAAAAUUUUUGUAUACAUAGAGGAUAUGAUAUAAUAAAGGAUAAAACAUAUUCAAAUGAAUAUGAGAAACGAAUUGAUUUUCUUCAUGAACUUCUUUGUGAUUUAUUAUGUUUAUUAUUAAAUGAAAAUAAUGAAAAAAAAGGAAAAGAAAAAGAAAAAGAGGAAAAGAAGAACAACAUGAACAAAAAUAUGAAUUAUAAUAAAGAAAGAGUAAUUAACAAAAUGUAUCAUAACAAUAAUCAUUUAUUUAAAAAAUUUUGGGAAAAUAUUCAAGACAUUUUAAAAGAAAUAAAUAUAUUAAAUGAAAAUAAAUAUGUAGAAGAUAUUAAUGAAGAAAAUAUAAAAGAUAUAUUAUAUAUUCAAAAAGAGAAAUUAAUAAAAAAUGAAGAUAUAAUAAUUAAAAAAAAUGUAGAUAUAAAUAAAAUAACAUUAUUAAAUAAUUUAAUUGAAAAAUAUAAUAAUGAAUAUAAAUACAGAUUUUAUUAUAUUUUCUUAAAUAAUUAUCUAACUAUUCAAACAAUGUUUACAUCGAAUAUGAUAUAUUUAUAUUCAUAUGAAAUACAAAAUAUUAUACACAAAAUUAUAAAAAUGAAAAUAAAUUUAUAUCAACCAUUAACCAUAUAUGAUGUCUUAGCUUUUCAAUAUGAUCAAAUUAUGUUUCAUAAAAGUUCUUAUAUGAAUUUAAUAUCUCCUGUAAAAAAAAUUAAAAUAUUAAAUAAUAUUGUAGAAAGAGGAGGAGACCCAGAUGAAUUCUCGAAAAAGGUCAUAAUCAAAGAUGUUAUUAAUGCAAAUAUUUCCUUAAAAGCAAAAUUUAAUAAAGCUAGAACACAAAAUGAUAAUAAUUGGGGAAAUAAUAAAUAUAAAGUUAGAAAUUAUUACGACAACAAUAGAAGGUGA